Molecule: messenger RNA, 3301 nt
Organism: Bombyx mori (domestic silkworm)
Lineage: Eukaryota; Metazoa; Arthropoda; Insecta; Lepidoptera; Bombycidae
Product: acid sphingomyelinase-like phosphodiesterase 3b
Exons: 10
Coding region: 131-1492 (453 amino acids)
Molecular function (GO): phosphoric diester hydrolase activity
Source: RefSeq, a predicted model, not a curated record
ACGUCGACCGUCGUCAGGUGCGGACGCGUCUCUCGUGACUGCGGAGAGUGUGCGCGUGUGUUGUGAUUCUGUGUUUUGUGUACUUCUAGGAAUAUUCACAUCGAGACAUUCGGGAGGUAUCACAGACAAAAUGAAGACUGUAAUUAUAAUAUUGUUGCUGGCCAGUAUUAUCGCCUUCAGUUGUACGAACGCCAAAAUAGGAUACUUCUGGCACAUCACGGACUUCCACUAUAACCCCCUAUAUAGUUCACAAGGAGACAUUAGAAAAAAUUGUCGGAGAUUAGCCGAUCGUGGUAGUUCAAGAUAUCUCAGGGCUCUGGGGAAAUAUGGGGACUACGCCUGUGACAGCUCUUUGGAGCUCAUCGAAUCCGCUGCAAAGUACAUGAGAACCCGGCACUCGGAUAACGUAGAAUUCGUAUUGUGGACAGGGGACAUAGUCACUUCCCACUACACGCUAAGCGAAGACGACCGUCUGAACGCUAUCCGUAACAUGACGUUCCUAUUGAGUAGGACCUUCAGUUCUCACUUCGUGUUUCCUGUUCUCGGGGACUUGGACCCCAAGCCAUCCGAAACUGUCACUACUCUAUGGAUGCAAUGGCUACCUUUGGAAGCUUUAGAGACCUUCGCUAAUGGUGGGUACUACACGAUUGAGCAGAAACAGAACAAGCUGAGGCUUGUGAUCCUGAACACGAACUUGUUCGGGAUUCGUGAGCACAAUACCCCAGAGUCAAGUCUGCAGUGGGAAUGGCUCAGCUCCGUGUUCAACAAGGCGGACAAGGCUAACGAAAUGAUAUACAUCAUAGGCCACACGGCGCCCGGGACGGAAUAUCGCCAUGGGCACGAGAUGGCGGUCGGCGCCGUGGAGAAAUACAUCAGGAUGGUCCGUCAACACGCUCGCCGGAUUGCCGGACAGUUCUUCGGGCACCUUCACACUGACACCUUCAGGAUCUUCUAUGACAAUGAGCGUCCAGUAUCUUGGGCACUGCUGGCGCCGUCAGUAACACCUCAUCGGUACCCUAAUGAUGCCUCAAACCCUGGCCUGAGGCUGUAUAAAUUUGACACCCACAAUGGAAAGGUAUUAGAUUACACCCAGUACUACUUAGAUCUGAAAACAGCGAACCGCAAUAUAGAGUCUGCUCAGUGGACGGUAGAGUACAACGUGACUCUGUAUUACGGACUCCACGAUAUCACAGCCACUUCUCUACAUAACCUUGCCGAUAGGAUACGAACGGGAACCACUCACGAUAAUUCUGUUCUUAAGAGGUAUCUGAGGGCGUACAAAGUAAAAUUUGAGGAGUCAGAAAACUGCGACAGCGCGUGUGCUCACCAGCAUUACUGCUCGAUCACCUGCCUCGACCUUCCCGCCUACCAGCAGUGCCUAGACUCUGCCAGCAGUGCCCUGGCUACUGCGGCAGAUUCUGCCGCCAUCGAAACUUUCCCGCUCAAAGCCGCCAUUGCACUGACCAUUUUCGCCGCUGGAGUCUCGUUUUGAAAUCGCAAUCCACACAAAGUACGGACGUUGAUGAUGUAAAUAAAAAAAAACUAAAAUAAAUUAUUUAAAUGUUAUUAGAUUAUUUUCGUGUAAAUGCUAGUUUUAAUAUUGGAAAAAAAUAGUGUAACAAAACGGUGACUGAUUAGUUGCUCAUGAUCUAAUGUUUAUAGCCAAGUAAUUUACGAUCGUGUAAAUAAUAUUAUAGUAAUGUGUAUGUAUAGUUAAAAUUACUGAGCAUUUUAAUGUAAUUUUUGUUUUAGAAAAUUUUGUAUAUCAAAUGCUUUUAGUUACAUUUUUGAGUAACGGCUUUUUAAUUGACCGCCACAUUUGACUCAAUUCUUCAAAGGGUUUCAAAACCAAACGGCUCAAAAUGUUUGUUAUGAACAUGUUACAUUUGCAAUGUACACAUUGCAAAAUAAACAAAAUGUUUGUUAUUUGCGUAGUGCAAAAUAAACAAAGUAUUGCACAUAGUCGGAUCAUCAGAUAGUAACUCGUUUGUGUUUUCUGAAAGUACUUACGUCGAAGUUACCACGUUUUUGUAAGUGAUUUUCCCAAUCAAAGCUCAACAUGAACUUCUGUCCGCAAUAUUUCGUUAUUUCUAUGUCGUGUCCGUUUUCAAAAUAGCUGCAAAGAUGGUAAGUUCUUGGAAAAUCUCGUUGGAUGUAAUUAGAUAAUUUCGAACACACCUUUCUACUAUAAGGUCGCUGGUUCAACCCUGGGACCAAUGUAUAUUCACUUUACUUCAGUGCAUAUUUGGAAAUAUGCACUAAUAUGUUCAUUAAAGUUCAUAUUUGGUAGAGCUACUUAAGCUUGCGCAAGAAACCUUCAUAUUGUACAAUAAAAUUGUUAUAAAAUGAUCGACAGGUUAAUUCACUUCGUCAGCGAACUAUUUUCAAAUCAACAUCGCAAUUUUUUUAUUGUUUAACUGAGUAGAGAAGCUCACGGCCUUAUUUGUGUCAAAUGACUCCCGGAGCCCAUAGACAUCAACAAAUUAAAUAUCGCCACCCAUCUUGAGUCAUGAGCGCUCAGUUCUGUAGUAUAACGGCUGCCCCACUCUUUAAACUGGAACGCAUUACUGCUUCACAGCAAAAAUAGGCAGAAUUCUGUCACCUACCCGUGUGGGCUCACAAGAUGCGCUAACGGUACAUCUUACUUCGCUGUUGGAUAUUAGAUAUCACUGGAGAUGUAAGCGAUUUUGGGCUUUUUCUCCUCCCUAGCAACUUCUUCUACAGUUGCAUUUUACCGUCUGUAAAUAAGCAAAACGAGUUUUUUUUUAUUGCUUUGAUGGGUGGACAAGCUCACAGCCCACCUGGUGUUAAGUGGUUACUGGAGCCCAUAGACAUCUACGACGCAAAUGCGCCACCCACCUUGAGAUAUAAGUUCUAAGGUCUCAGUAUAGUUACGACGGCUGCCCCACCCUUAAAACCGAAGCGCAUUACUGCUUCACGGCACACCAAGGCAGGGUGGUGGUACCUACCCGUGCGGACUCAAAAAAGGUCCUACCACCAGUAAAGAGUGAUACCUGUACGCCGAUGGUCUUCUUGGAGAUCCCCGUUGAGCAGUAAACGUGUUCGUUAUUAAACUAUUGACCAAUUGGAAUUUAAACCUAAAAGUACUAAACAUUUUUCCCAGUAAUCUUUACUUAGAUUGGUAAAUUUUGAAAAGUCACUUCGGGUUCACGCAGCUUACAACUGAAAGUAUUGAUUUCAGUAAUAAUCAGCCGGAAAUCGUCGAUAUGUCUAACGCUUACAAAAAACGUAUUGAAAUGAUUGAAUGUGCGAGAAGUUUAAAAAUAAAAACUGAAUUUAC